Molecule: messenger RNA, 606 nt
Organism: Manihot esculenta (cassava)
Lineage: Eukaryota; Viridiplantae; Streptophyta; Magnoliopsida; Malpighiales; Euphorbiaceae
Product: non-specific lipid-transfer protein 2
Exons: 1
Coding region: 83-376 (97 amino acids)
Biological process (GO): lipid transport
Source: RefSeq, a predicted model, not a curated record
UCGCUCUCGGCCUGAGGCACCAUUUUCUUCUCACACACUUGCACUUAUUGGCUAACUGAAAUUGACUUAAUUGUUCUGGAAGAUGAAGAAGGUUUCUGGUUCAUUCCUAUGUGUGGUGGUGAUGGUGGCGGCAAUGAUGCUUAUGACAGAGGUGCGCUUGUCAAAUGCAGCGACAUGCAAUCCUGCGGCACUGAGCUCAUGCCUGCCGGCGAUCUCGUCGUCGACACCGCCAUCAAGCACUUGCUGCACCAACUUGAAGCAGCAGAAGCCGUGCUUUUGCGAGUACCUGAAGAAUCCAAGCAUGAAGCAGUAUUUAAACUCACCCAGUGCCAGAAAGGUGGUUAGCACGUGUGGGGUUGCCAUCCCUGCUUGCUAGAGAAGUAAAUAAAAAUGAAGCUCCCCUUCUAGAAAUAUUAGCUACACUUGUUUAUCAGUAGCAGACUCAUAUGUUAUGUUAUAUUAUGAAAUGGGGAGUUUAGCUCAUGCAUGUAGUUUUAUGGAAUAAAAUAUGGAAGCCUUGAUUACACAGCUUAUGAGUAAUCAGCUCCCUAAUUUAAAUAAUAUCGUCUUUAAUUAAAUAUAUGUGUUAUCUUUAUUGUUUUUACA